AUGGAUUUGCUUGAUAACCAACUGGAUCAACAUCAGAAUGCUCAGCCCACAGGACAUGAUGGAUCACUUGCAGAAAGCAACGCUCAACAACACAAUCAAAGUGAAGAAAAAGUGAGCUUUGUUUGGGUGAAGGGUGUUGAUGAGAAAUUAGUUCCUGCUAGCGAACUGGCAAGAGCAUUUAAAUUUUUCCUGUGGAGGGUCUUGCUUGUGGCCGAGGCACUGAUGAAUGAACUGAACUUUGAUCAAGAAAAAAGAAUCAAUCAUCUUCAUCAAUUGGCACCCACCGUCAGGGAGUUCAUACUUAGUCCCAAAUUCAGCAUUCCAAUCUUGGCUAAUCAGGAUGCACUCUACAACAGCUCCCCGAAUUUCUCGUUCCACAUUUGCUCAAAAAUCAUUGCCCAAUUCUUUUAUUACUCACUCCCUGGUCCAAACGAGCAAAGACAGAUGGCAGAAUAUACGGAGCGCUAUGCCCACCGGUUUCUCUACCAUUGGUACAAAACACUCGAAAUCCCUCAAGCUCUUAGUAAUGCAAACACGUUUCUGUACUUGCUGAGAAAGAUAAGUCUGGAUAAAAAACAGUUGAGAGAAUCACAUGGGAUAUUCUUGUGAUCAGGUGAAGAAACAAGGGCAAGAUCAUCCUUGAAAUUGAUAGUCAUUGAACAAUUUAUUCAAUACGAAAUACAUCAAAAGUGG
Puccinia graminis f. sp. tritici CRL 75-36-700-3 is the source of this 693-nucleotide messenger RNA. RefSeq lists its product as uncharacterized. The record is from RefSeq and is a predicted model, not a curated record. NCBI's taxonomy places the organism in Eukaryota, Fungi, Basidiomycota, Pucciniomycetes, Pucciniales, Pucciniaceae. Bases 1 to 609 code for a protein of 202 amino acids. The transcript is spliced from 2 exons.